CGUUUCCUCACCACAUCAAAACGUGCUAGCUCCAUCUGGGUUUUCAAUUUCAUAACAACACAAAACCUUUUUCUGAGAUCUUAUCGUUUGUUCAUAGCUUUUGGGUAAUUUCCUCUGUUUCCUCCCUCUCUUCGAGGUCCUAAGAGAGAUCAAAUCAAACUCUCUGAUUCUUUUGGCCUGAAACUUCCGAUAUGUGUACCCGUUAUUCCACUCAGUUGCAAUCAUCAGCCAUAACAUCCAUCACCGUCUCAUCAUCUUCUUCCUUAGAUUCCACGACACGGGAUGAUAACAAUCACAUGGCUACAGUUUCCAACACUCGAGAUAACUCCCCAUUGUCGUUCUUGACGAGACUAGCCAUGAGAGUAUCUAGAGCAAGGUGGUUCAUUUUCUUGAGAAGAGUGUUUCAUUACCAGAACGGCUCAAGAUCCGAUCUUGGCACCAACCCUUUCGAUUCAGUCACUUGGAUGAUAUCAGAGCUCAUCGCUUUACUUGUACAGAUCACUGUGAUAACAAUCACACUAGCUUUGUCCAAAAACGAGCGCCCUAUUUGGCCUGUGAGGCUCUGGAUCACCGGCUACAACGUUGGAUGUCUGCUUAAUCUUAUGCUAUUAUAUGGUCGAUAUCAUCAGCAAGACCACAGAAAUGGGUUUAGCUUCGGAGAUAUUGAGCAGCAACAGAGAAGCAGAGAAGAGACAAGGUGCUCACAUUUAAUGAACAGAUGCCGAACAUCGCUGGAGCUUUUCUUUGCGAUAUGGUUUGUGGUAGGUAACGUAUGGGUGUUUGAUUCUCGGUUUGGUUCUUUCCACUAUGCUCCAAACCUCCAUGUCCUCUGCAUCUCCUUGCUCGCUUGGAACGCUCUCUGCUACUCGUUCCCAUUUCUUCUCUUCCUCCUGCUUUGUUGUGUUGUGCCUCUCAUUAGUAGCUUCCUCGGCUACAACAUGAACAUUGGAUCUUCAGAAAAAGGAGCUUCAGACGACCAAAUCUCCAGUCUCCCCAGUUGGAAGUACAAACUCAUUGAUGAAACCUCUGGUUCUGAUUCUGCUCAAGCAAGCAAUGAUCCGGAAUGUUGCAUAUGUUUGGCAAAGUACAAAGAGAAAGAAGAAGUGAGAAAGCUUCCAUGUUCGCAUAGGUUUCACCUGAAAUGCGUAGAUCAAUGGCUUCGUAUUAUCUCGUCUUGUCCUCUCUGCAAACAAGAUCUCCCCAACUAAACGAGACACGAGUCACAAAGAUUGAAUACCUGACCAAGUUUCCAUACUAUUGUUGUUCUUUUCUUACGUUUUUGAUUUUUUUUUCCUGUUGUCGUCGAUACACGGUUACUUGUGUGAGUAGUCAUUUUUUUUCUUUCCAUGUACAAAAGAGCUCACCAGUAACCGUAACUAUACAUAAAAAACAACAUAAAAAUUUACUAAAUCAAAAAACAUGAUCUAUGUGUUGCUUACCGAUAUAGUUUGUUCCUUAUUUACAGUCAAA
Molecule: messenger RNA, 1470 nt
Organism: Eutrema salsugineum
Lineage: Eukaryota; Viridiplantae; Streptophyta; Magnoliopsida; Brassicales; Brassicaceae
Product: E3 ubiquitin-protein ligase At4g11680
Exons: 4
Coding region: 192-1208 (338 amino acids)
Source: RefSeq, a predicted model, not a curated record